GACUUUGAUGAUGUCAUGUUGAUCGCGCAAGUAAAUCACAAGAAUUAGGAACUAAUCUAGUUUGUUGCUCGUCAAGUACCAGAUGAAUCACUCUCUUACCGUUUUUAAACAGCUAAAACGUCUCCCCGGCUUACGUUAUUUGGCAAUAGGUCUGUUCGAUAAUGAAAAGCUUGUUGUGACACACAAAAGCGCCGGUGUUGACGUUGAUUUGGUUAAUUAUAAUACACCUGGAGUUUAUUUUGCAGCUUAUAAUCAAGAUGGAUUUGUUUUAAACACUGGUACCAAAGUGGUUGGACCAUGUGUUGCUUUCCCUCAAUUCGCUCUUAGCUGGAAUGUGAAAGAUGCUUUGGAUAUUUCAGAAGAGUCCUUAUCUUUACUUUUCAUGCUGGAGCCUCCACUUGAGGUUCUUAUAAUUGGUAAAGGAGAAACAAAAAGUCCAGUUGAUUACCGUAAAAUACUGAAAAUAUGCUGGGAACAUCGUCUACCUGUUGAGGUUAUGCCAACACAUCAUGCAAUAGGAACGUUUAAUUUUUUAAAUUCAGAAGGUCGAUAUGUUGCUGCCGCGGUUAUUCCACCACGUCGUUUAGAUAUCUAUGAUGAAGCUGAUCAAAAAGCUCGUCAUUUAUUAUUAGAAAGAGAAAAUCAAGAAUCAAUUGAUGAAACACAAUUAUUGAAUUCAAAUAAUUCAACUAAAUUGCUGCUGAAAUCUAAUGAUUUUAAAGGAGAAAUUACUGUUUCACGUUCACCAUUGAUAGGUUCCGGUAAGCUCGAGUCAUCGUCAUCCACUUCAUUGCCUUCUGGUAGUAAAGAAGAAACAUGAAUGUAUUCAAAUUUCAAUGUUUGUAUAUAUGUAUAACUAGACAUAAAUCCUGUUGUUUUCUCUGUUUUGCAUAAUAAACACGUAGA
Schistosoma turkestanicum is the source of this 906-nucleotide messenger RNA. Lineage: Eukaryota; Metazoa; Platyhelminthes; Trematoda; Strigeidida; Schistosomatidae. The record is from the annotation of a GenBank genome assembly.